AUGACGAACAAAGCUCUUGCGUAUUUGUUCUUUCUGAUUGCUGCUUCAGGUACUUUGACGUCAAGUGAAGUAACAAAAGGCGAAGAACAGAAACUUGGGACGGUGAUAGGGAUCGAUCUAGGGACUACAUAUUCAUGUGUUGGCGAGGCUGCUAAGAAUCAAGCAACCAAGAACCCGGAGGGGACCAUCUUCGACCCAAAACGUCUAAUGGGAAGACAAUUUGACGAUCCUGAUGUACAAAGGGAUAUCAAAUUCUUACCGUACAAGGUUGUUAACAAAGAUGGAAAGCCUUACAUUCAAGUGAAGGUUAAAGGCGAAAAGAAAGUGUUUAGUCCUGAAGAAAUAAGUGCUAUGAUACUAACAAAGAUGAAGGAGACAGCUGAAGCUUACUUGGGAAAGAAGAUAAAAGAUGCGGUCAUUACGGUUCCAGCGUAUUUUAAUGAUGCGCAAAGGCAAGCCACAAAAGAUGCUGGAGCAAUCGCGGGGCUUAACGUGGUUCGUAUAAUCAACGAGCCAACGGGUGCAGCCAUAGCUUAUGGUUUAGACAAAAAAGGUGGGGAGUCAAAUAUCCUCGUAUAUGAUCUUGGUGGAGGAACAUUCGAUGUUAGUAUCCUUACCAUAGACAAUGGGGUCUUUGAAGUUUUAUCCACAAGUGGAGACACUCACUUAGGUGGUGAAGAUUUUGACCACAGAGUAAUGGACUAUUUCAUCAAACUGAUCAAGAAGAAGUAUAACAAAGACAUAAGCAAGGAUCACAAAGCGCUUGGUAAACUCAGGCGUGAAUGCGAGCGUGCGAAACGAGCUUUGAGCAACCAACACCAAGUCCGCGUUGAGAUUGAGUCACUCUUCAAUGGAGUUGAUUUCUCUGAACCUUUAACGAAAGCAAGAUUCGAGGAACUAAACAUGGAUUUGUUCAAAAGGACGAUGGAGCCAGUGAAGAAGGCUCUUAAAGAUGCGGGGUUGAAGAAAUCUGAUAUCGACGAGAUUGUUCUUGUUGGAGGAAGCACAAGAAUCCCUAAAGUUCAGGAGUUGCUAAAAGAUUUCUUCGAUGGCAAGGAACUUAACAAAGGGACUAACCCUGAUGAGGCCGUGGCGUACGGCGCCGCGGUCCAAGGUGGGGUAUUAAGUGGUGAAGGUGGAGAAGAAACCCAAAAUCUAUUGCUGCUUGACGUUUCGCCGUUGAGCCUUGGUAUCGAGACAGUAGGAGGCGUGAUGACAAAGGUUAUUCCGAGGAACACGGCGAUCCCGACGAAGAAGUCUCAAGUUUUCACAACUUACGAGGAUCAACAAACAAGUGUAACCAUCAAGGUCUAUGAAGGCGAGAGAAGCAUGACUAAAGAUAACCGUGAGCUCGGAACAUUCGACCUCACAGGAAUUCUUCCUGCACCCAGGGGAGUGCCACAGAUUGAGGUGACUUUCGAAGUAGACGCAAAUGGGAUUCUACAGGUGAAGGCUGAAGACAAAGUUGCAAAGACAUCACAGACGAUUACUAUAUCGAACGAUAAAGGUCGUUUGACUCAAGAAGAGAUCGACGAAAUGAUUAGAGAAGCAGAGGAAUUUGCUGAGGAAGAUAGGAUUGCAAAGGAGAAGAUUGAUGCCAAGAACAAGCUCGAAACGUAUGUUUACAACAUGAAGAGUACAAUGGCCGAUAAGGAGAAGCUUGCGGAGAAGAUAAGCGAAGAGGAUAAAGAGAAGAUAGAGGAGGUUCUGAAGGAGACGUUGGAGUGGUUAGAGGAGAAUGUGAAUGCAGAGAAGGAUGAUUACGAGGAGAAAUUGAAGGAUGUGGAAUCGGUUUGUAACCCGGUUAUUAAAUCGGUUUACGAGAAAACCAGUGAAGAGGAUGGUGAAGAUGGUCAUGAUGAGUUAUAG
Arabis nemorensis is the source of this 1869-nucleotide messenger RNA. Lineage: Eukaryota; Viridiplantae; Streptophyta; Magnoliopsida; Brassicales; Brassicaceae. The record is from the annotation of a GenBank genome assembly.